Molecule: messenger RNA, 1419 nt
Organism: Aureococcus anophagefferens
Lineage: Eukaryota; Pelagophyceae; Pelagomonadales; Pelagomonadaceae
Exons: 1
Coding region: 1-1419 (472 amino acids)
Source: RefSeq, a predicted model, not a curated record
AUGGCCGCCCUCCUCUCCGCCGUCGCGCUGGUGGCGUCGGUCUGCGUCGGGCAGGACGCCGCGACCGCGGCGCGCCUGCCGCUCGCCCCGCCGCGCGCCGUCGACGCCGUCGAGCUCGCGGCGGCCCUCGGCGCCGCCGCGGGCGUGCGCGGCGACGCGCGCGGCGGCCGCGUCGGCGUCACGCGCGCCGAGACCGCGGACGGCGCGCGCGAGUUCUGGGUCGCGGCGCCCCUCGACGGCGGCGGCCGGCGCGUCCACGGCGCGACGGUGGGCGGCAUGGUCUGGGCGUCGGGCGGCUACGCGCUCGUCGAGUCCGCGCUCCUCGCGGCGGUGCUCGCGGAGGUCGACUCGGCCGUCGUCGUCGACGUCGGCGCGCACUGCGGCUACUUCUCGCUCUUAGCCGCCACCGGCGGCGCGCGCGCGGUCGCGCUCGAGCCCAACGCGGAGCACCACCCCCUGCUGCGCCUCGGCGCGGCGCUCAACGGCGUCGGCGACGACGCCAUCGCCCUCUUCGGCGCGCCGGCCGCGGACGUCGCGGAGGUCGCCUACGACGGCUGGUCGACGGACGACGCGGGCCGCCCGGGCUUCAACGCGUCCGCGUCGACGCCGCGGCGCGCCGUGCGGUGCGACGACGCCGUCGAGGCCGCGGAGGCCGGCUGGGGCGCGCCGGUGCGGCCCAUCGCGUGGCUCAAGGUCGACGUCGAGGGCCAGGAGCUCGCGGCGCUCCGGUCCGCGGCGCGGCUCCUCGACCGCCCUCCGGGCCUCCGGCCGGGCGUCGUCUGGGUCGAGCUGAGCUGGCUCGACGGCGACGCCGCGAGCCUCGGCGCCGCGGCGGCGACCGUCGCGCUCCUCGUGCGCCGGGGCUACGACGUCCGCGCGGCGCGCGAGGGCGGCAUCGCCUGGGACUGCGCGGAGAGCGCGCACGACUGCGACGACCCGCCGCGCGACGCGCGCGGCGAGGGCUGGCUCGACGUCGUCGACAUCGAGCGCGGCUACGAGGCCGAGGGCGCGCGGCGGCUCCUCGAGGCCGCGGGCUACUGCGACCGCCGCGAGGCGUCCACCGCGCGCGGCGGCUGCCAGCUCGAGGUCGCCGCCGUCGCCGUCGAGUUCACGGCCGCGUUCUCGAACGCCGUCGUCCCCAGGGCCGCGGCGGCGAUGAACGCGCGGCAGGCGCGGGCCGCCGGCGGCGAGGCCGCGGACUUCUCCAUGUACGUCGCCGUCGGCGAGGAGGCCCACCAGGUCCUCUUCAGCGCGGCGGCGACGGACGACGAGAUCCGCGACUUCUUCCACGCGGACGUCUGCGCCGCGGGCACGCGCGCCGUGUCCCGCGAGCUCUGCGACGCGUCCUGCGACGCGACCCUCGCGGAGCUGCGCGAGAAGCGGGCGCGGCGGCGGCGGCGCGCGGCCGAGGCGUCGUAA